Molecule: messenger RNA, 786 nt
Organism: Acanthocheilonema viteae
Lineage: Eukaryota; Metazoa; Nematoda; Chromadorea; Rhabditida; Onchocercidae
Source: the annotation of a GenBank genome assembly
AUGCAAAUGACAGAGGCGUCGGAAAAACCGGAAGCAAAAAAAUAUGCGAAAAGUAGCGAAGACCCAUUUGGUACCGAAGAACCGAUAAUCUCGACAAUAAAGGCCGCAAAUAACGCGCUUUCCGGAAAGUUUAAGAGUUCCGAAAAAAGUGGCACAGAUUCAUUUGAGGCAGAAUCGCAACCGCUAACUCAGUCAACCCAAGUCAGCAGAACACCGGCCAUUUCUUUGAAAUCCGCAAAUGAUGAAAUGUAUGAAUUUGAUGUUGACCUGCUCUACAGCUGGGAUCAGUCUUCUGGGACAAUAUCGUAUGAAGCCUGGUCUCACAGUCUUAUUAACACUUUUAACAAUGCUAAAAUGCUACCACACUACAAAGAUAUCAUUUGUCGUGCGAAAUUAAAUCAGCGUCUUUUGUGCGAUUCAAUGCCUGCUCAAAAAGUGCUAUCAGCGAAAUCACUGGCGAUGCUAAAUGAAGCGGAGCGACGAGAUCGCAUGCGAGGACAUUUAUUCGAACGAAUUGUUAUACCAUGCGAAAAAGAUAGAAAUACGGAACGUUAUGAAUUUAUUUUGAAGAUGUGUGAUGAUGUUAUCAGUGAAUACAUGGCAUCAAAUAGUCGUGAUAAUAAAAUAUUGAAAAUAAAUUUGGAAUGUGGUGGUGAUAUGCCACCUCGAAUUAAAGUUAAUGGUAUUUGUGCAGAACGAUUACCGAAGUUUGACGACGGUAACGAAAGAUAUUCCAAUGUUAAUCAAUUGGCACAAGUUAGUUUGCUAUUUUUAACUAUUAUAUAG